AUGGCGUGAUGUCUCGAUAUUUAAACUUGUCACAAUCUAUGCAAUGUUUGAAUAUAAAUUACAAAAUUGCCUUCCUAAAGUAUUUACAGAUAAUAUCAAAUACUUUUAACACACUUAAUCAUCAAGCUUUGCUGAAUUGGACAUAUCUGAAACUACAUGUCCACAUAACGACACAUUUUUAAGGUUUUGAAAUAUAUUGUCACGGUUAAUUUUAACAAACAGUAGCAAAGGACUGAGUAAAUUUAGUAAAAACUCGAACGCGGCGUCUGCUCGAAGUCCGAGGUCAAUCAAGACUAGAGAUCAGUUACAAGUGGGUCCGUAUUUUCCUGUUUUUCAAUAUUUUAUUCUCCUACAAAUUGGACGUUUUAGUGCAAUGGCUUCCACCGAACGCACUAAGGUAAUUCUUGGACAUCUCAAGCCAGCCAUCGGCGGCGAUGGUGUCUCUUCAACUGGUGACUUUGUGUGCCGCGAAUUCUGUUCCACGAGCGGCGUUGGCGAGGGGAUUGGUACCGUGAAAUGUGGCGAGGAGACGAACACAAAGAGCUCCAUUUGCCUGCAAGAGUGUGCGGCUGUCUCGGCACAGACUGACAAAACACCCAGGGUUCCCAAAAUCAGGCAGGAGGCAUUGAAAUGGAAUGGUUGGGGCUACAAAGACUCCAGAUUUGUCAUAGGCGACAACAAUGAAUUCUCAUUCAGUGGAAGUAGGUACAACAUCGCAGGGGAAUUGCCUCACUUCAAGGCCUGGAUUGACUCAAUAGAAGGGUUCAGUCCGGACAACAGAAGUCAGUCACAGGAUGAGAUUAGGUCAGAGAAGUUGCCAAGUGUCACACGCAACGAGGGCUUCUUGGAGGAUGUCCAGAAAGAGGGAAUCUCAUUCUCUUUUGACCCCCAAGACAGACUGUUCCGUGCUCAUGGUCAUACGUUAGACGAAAUGUUCACGCUUCGUGAGGGCACCUUUGAACGCAUUCCUGAUAUUGUUUUGUGGCCGACAUCUCAUGACGUGGUUUGUAAGAUCAUAGAGUUGGCCUGCAAACAUGACGUGUGUAUCAUCCCAUUUGGAGGUGGAACCAGUGUGACCAAAUCAUUACAGUGCCCGGUUGAGGAGAAGCGAAUGAUCAUUUCACUGGAUAUGUCACAAAUGAAUCGUAUCUUGUGGGUGGAUGAAAAGAACCUGACGGCUCACAUAGAGGCUGGAAUUAUGGGACUGGAUCUGGAAAGAGAGCUUGGCAAUUAUGGCCUGUGCACAGGCCACGAGCCAGACUCGAUGGAGUUUAGCUCUCUGGGUGGCUGGGUAGCGACGCGAGCUUCUGGCAUGAAGAAAAACGUGUACGGCAACAUUGAGGAUCUGCUGGUGCAUGUUAAAAUGGUCACACCAAGAGGCGUGCUUGAAAAGAAUUGUCAGGUUCCGAGGAUGUCCACUGGCCCGGACAUCCACCACGUCAUCCUGGGGUCAGAGGGCACGCUCGGGGUCGUGACAGAGGUCACGCUGAGGGUGCGUCCCCUCCCGCCGGUGCGACGAUACGGUUCAGUUGUUUUCCCGGCAUUCCAUCAAGGUGUUGACUUUAUGAGAGAAGUCGCUAAACAGCGUUGUGCCCCAGCUUCCAUAAGGCUCAUGGACAAUGAACAGUUCAAGUUUGGACAAGCUCUGAAGGGACCUGCAUCAUCAAUGUGGACGUCACUGAUGGACAGCUUGAAGAAAGUCUAUGUUACCAAGCUGAAAAGGUUUGAUCCCAAUCUGAUGGUGGUAGCCACACUUCUCUUUGAAGGCAAUAAAGAGGAUGUAGCAGCCCAGGAGAAGAAGGUCUAUACAAUUGCCUCAGACUUUGGGGGUCUGGCGGGAGGCGAAGACAAUGGCCAGAGAGGGUACAAUCUGACGUUUGCCAUCGCUUAUCUCAGAGAUCUGGGCUUGGAUUGUUACAUCAUCGCAGAGUCCUUUGAAACAACUGUGCCUUGGGAUCGUGUUAUUGAUCUGUGCCGCAAUGUGAAAGAAAGGCUGUACAGUGAAUGCAAGCGACAUGGCAUACAGUACCGCCCCUUGGCAACAUGCAGAGUCACCCAGACGUAUGAUUCAGGUGCCUGUGUGUAUUUCUACUUCGCUUACAUGUACCGUGGCCUUACGAACCCCAUUGAGGUCUAUGAAGAUAUUGAGGCUGCAGCAAGAGAUGAGAUCUUGGGUAUUGGAGGCAGUCUGUCCCACCACCAUGGAGUCGGAAAGUUGCGCAAACAGUGGAUGACAAAGGCCAUAUCGGCGCCCGGAGUGGAAACAUUACGUGCCAUCAAGAAACAUCUCGACCCCCAGAAUAUCUUUGGAAACAACUGCUUGAUCUGAGGCACAGAUUAAUUUUUUUUUUUUUAAUUUACGUCGCAACUGAUCUAACCGCAGCUGAACACAACUGCAUUGACAGUUCUCAAUGACGAAUAUUAGGUUCUGAGGGGCAAAGAAAACAACUUUUAUGCAAUUAUAAUCUGGAAAGUAAAUUCAAGGGGCUGUCAUUACAUUUUUCGAUUGAUGAUAUGUGCAUCUUCUUCUACACAUGUACAACAGCAUGCAUCACAAUUUUUUGAAAAUCUGCUGUGUUGAUGCCAACUUGAAUUUUAUAAACUUCAUUGCUAGUCUUUGGGUAUGUGUGUCAACUUGUAAUGUUUAGCAAAAAACACCAAUCUCCAAAACUCAGUUCUUAGGAUUUACAAAUGUACAUGUAAAUGUGUGUAGUGUUAAUGCUCAUUACUUUGGCCGUGUUUUGUUACAUGUAAAUUUGGAAUCUGUGCACAAUUAGUCCCAAAAAUAAAGAUCACACACGGUGACAAUAAUAUGCUCAGUGCAAAGACGCUGUGCACCAGUGGUAAUGUUGUCAGAGGCAUAAGCCUAGAAAUUGCAACUUCAUUAAAAAAGAGAUAGUAACUUUUUUUGACAGCACUUUGUCCAAUUCUUAUGAGUAAUGUUUUACUGUCCUAAGAUCUGCUGAUGUUUUGUUUUUAGAAAGUUUUAAAUAUCCUCAUGUCAUUAGAAGCUGUACACUCAACAAGCUUGUCAGUUGAAAAUUUGAGAUAAUAUUUUUCUUGAUUUAAAAAUCAAGACUUGAGUUUUAGUUAAAUAAUGUCAUUCCAAAGGAAUUAUGUAUUUACUGCUUGGAUAUAUAAAACACAAUCUAUUAAUAAAAUAGUGUGUAUUUUUACUUGGUUCUCAUGAAAAAUAUGAGAACAGCUGACACCAUUAUUGCUAGUGAUUAAUAUCAGGAAAAAAAUAAUUUUAGAAUGCUUCCCACCUAUUAUUUUUUAUACUGCAGCAAGUUGUCUUAACAUCCCCAUGCUGUUCAAGUAAUUUAAAAUUUUGAAAGCAGUGACUUUUUUGGUGCUUUAUAUGUCUUAUGUCUUGCAUCUCGGUAAUGGAGAAAUGUAGUGUUUAAGUUUAGAAUGAUGGUGAAUUAAUGAUUCAUGUGACCACCAUAAGAUUUUACUGUCCAUUGAGGCAACCAUCAAACAAGAUGCGUGUAUUUCUUAAAAUGAUAAAAUCUGAGGAACGGCAAAAAAACAGGAACUUAUUUGAGCCUUCUUACCCCAACAAAUAACUCACAAUUUAUGUUUCAUAAAUUAUAAAUUAUAAAUAAAUCUAUGUUUACAUUAUAAAAUAUAAUUACUUUUUGUUCAUCUGUGUCUGGAGCGUUAUGAUGAUAUAUCACAGAUGUACACUAGUAUUAGUUUUAAAAAAAUUCGAUUUUCCCCCCUAACUUUUGGUGCAGAAGUUUUUGAAGGCUCAUAUUUUGUGCCUGAAAACCCAGAGUCUAAUAUAAUAAUUAAAGUAAAAAUUGGCAUUAUUUUGUAAUUGUGGGAGACAUAUUGUUGCAGUGUAAAUGAUUUCUCAAAAGCAACUGAAACCGUGUUUAUGUGCAGUUUUAUAAAACUAAUAAAACAUUCCCUCCAAAUAUC
Patiria miniata (bat star) is the source of this 3927-nucleotide messenger RNA. RefSeq names its product alkyldihydroxyacetonephosphate synthase, peroxisomal-like (gene agps). Bases 374 to 2329 code for a protein of 651 amino acids. The transcript is spliced from 22 exons. The record is from RefSeq and is a predicted model, not a curated record. Gene Ontology annotation, biological process: lipid biosynthetic process. Gene Ontology annotation, molecular function: FAD binding; alkylglycerone-phosphate synthase activity. Lineage: Eukaryota; Metazoa; Echinodermata; Asteroidea; Valvatida; Asterinidae.